AUGUCACAUACUACUACUACUACGCUCAUCUUCAUUGUUGUUGUACUCUUGACAUCAUCCUCAACAUCAGCGGUUGUAGUCUUGGGACAACCAUGGUCUGUCGAGACAAGAACAAUCGUGGAAAAUACAACGUUCAACGUCUUCACUUUCAACGGUCUCCAAUACAUCCAAUUCAUGCAGUUCUACCUCGCAGCCCAGCCCAAUCCAUUCAUCAUCAACGGUCACUUCCUAACCGUACCACCCCUCAGCAACACCGUUCGCUGGAACACUACAUUCCUCUGUGAUACCCCUCCACCACUGAUCUUGAACAAGUACAGUGGACCAUUCGUGCGGAAUAGGGUCACACCGGUACUCAAUGCCAGCCCUGGCAAUUAUGACUCGUUCCAGACUUUGAUAACGAUCAAUGAUCCACUGAAAAAUAUCUAUGGAUUUUAUUUUUGUUCCUCGCUGGCGUUCAAGUGUCAUAUGCUGCCAAUCAGAUCGAUCACAGCCGAUACCACUCUGUUCCAAAUGGUCAUCUACCCAUCCAACCUGGCCAGCAACUACACUGGCUACACCUCGCCAAUCAACAUCACUGUCUCCAACUCUGGCCGUGCCACCAGCAUCUUCUUCCCGCCACUCGUCACCACUACCACGUCCCUCACCAAGAGCUAUGAGGUCUUUGACUACAACGUCGGCACUGGACUGGUGCCCACCCGCGUCGUCCCCAACUUUUCCGCAAUGAUCACCUCGACCCCUGACGCCAACUACUUCAUCCACCCCAACUCCACAUACCAAAACGAUAUCCUGUUCUACUAUCGCGCCAUCAAGCCUGUGAUGAACACGGCGGAUGGCCACAUUCAAUCAUUGGUGCUGGCGGCCGUCCGCUCGACCUGGAUGCAGCUGCUAGAGAUCACUGAUCGUCCACUUAGCUUGAGCAACUACACGCGUGCCUACCCCGACGACUACAACACCUACAAUGCUGAUAGGAGUGCGGUUGUGCCGUGGCUGGAGGGCAAACAGUUCACGACCAGCUUCGACCUACCCAGCUACAGGUACUGCAACUAUAGUUAUGGAUUGCUGUUCCAGAGCUGGGGCCAAGACGUCUCCUAUCCAUUUGGUGUGACACAUGUCGACCGUGGCAACUUCUCACUUGCAUUUACCUUCUAUGCCAAUAGCUACGUCCCCAUUGGUACUACCAUCAACUUGGAUUGCUACUUCGCUCGUCCAUUAAUCUCAUUCCCACCUCCAGAGAGUUCUGACUUGAUUGAAGCUAGGAUUGAGGAGUUUGAGUUCAAACCAUUCGCAAACAAUAUUUACUUGGUUCGAGCACAUAUAUUGGAUGACCUAUCUGGCUUUGGAAGAUUGUUGAUAUACUUCUCAACUGGAGAGAUAUUUGAUAUGGACUUCCACGACAUUUAUGCUGGCGAUAAGUUUGAUGGAUAUUAUGAGCGAGUGUUAAUACUCAACAAUCGUACAACCUCAUUGCCAUUGUACUCCAUGUACCUAAUGGAUCGCGGUGGUACCAUGGCCCAACUCGACUUUGGAUGGAGCACAUUGACUGGAUCCCCACUUGGCAUGGCCACAGCCAACUAUGAGAUUGGAGUUGAAGACUUGACAGUGUUCUACUUUGACAAGUAUGUUAUGGAUGUGAGCAAUGGAUUCAUGUCGAACUUGUUGUACUUGGCAUCGCCAAAGAUUUAUCCAGAAUGGGUGGUGGCGAUCACCUUUGGUGCCACUCAAGAGAAUCCGUAUUAUGAAGCAACGGGCUUCUAUGAUUAUAGUCUGGGAGUAUUUGUUAUCCCAUUCACUAUACCUGCACGUACAAUGACACAUCAACUACAAUACUACAUCUCAAUCAGACCUCCCGUCUAUGGAACAUUCUCCAAGUUCCGCCAGCUGGCAAUCCCCAGCCUAACUGGCGCCAUGGUCAUCUACCUCGAGCAACUCUACAAACAAUUCCCCAACACAUCAAUCAUCAACGUUAUAUCAACGUUUGGUGAUGAGAUGCCACCAAUGAUCACCAAUGUUCGAGCAUUCCCAAGUGUGAGCCCAGUGUUGACUGUUUCCAAACCAACUGCGACCGCCGUGUUGUCCAUCGGCUGGAACAUUACGAUCGUGGACCAGUUGAAUGGAUUCCUACGUGGAGUGAUCAGUGUGAGCAGUGAUAGGGAUGGACUUCCAAGGACAUUUGAGAUCACUCCAAAUGAUAGGAUUGCUGGUACAUCAAUGAAUGGAACCUAUCAGAUUAUGUUCAAUGUCACUUCAGACUAUGGCAAUCAGACCUUCACCUUCAUGGACAUUGAACUAUUUGACACUUCAAUGAACCGUGGCAAAUACACCACAUACGAACGCACUCAAGAGACACUCUCGCCAAUCGCCUACAUCCUCAAAGAUCCCCUUCAAGUGGCUCAACUCAACAUCAACUUGACAACAUCAUCCAAGGAUAUCACGCCACCAUCGUUGGAGUCUUUGGAGUUGCUCACUCCAGAGAUUGAUGUUGGUACGUUUAGACGUGAGGUGAGGGUCGAGUACACUGUGCGCGACGCAGGUGGUAUGAGCCCUCGUCACAUGCCAUGUGUCUGUCUCACUGGAUACAUAUUCGAGUUGGUCAAGCUUAGGUCAACCUUAAUCAAACAAGCUGGUGAUCUGUACACGUACUCUGCAACGGUCGACCUACCCUAUGGCUUCGCAUCGGCCACCAGUGGCUACGCUGACGGCAAGAAUUCAUACGCCUACGUCUCUGUCUAUGGUCUGAUUGACAAGAGCCACAAUACUAUUGGUUACAGCACUGACAUGCUUCCCGCCAAUGGACGUGUCAACUCCACCCUCGCCAUCACCUACUCUCACGACACACCAAUAAUCGAGAGUUGUACAGUUGCCAAUGGAUUGGUGACGGUUGUUGGCAAGAACUUUGGCGACAAUGCCACUUUGGUGGACUUGGGCACACGCCCCAAUAUGCCAAAGAUCGUGUACACCAAGGUCAAGGGAUCGGUUGUCAUUGGAGUGUAUAGCUUUAACUAUGAUCAGACCAACCCAACCACAUUGAUACUGCAGGUGGAGAACCGUCCAGGCAACGCCACCUACAACUCCAACGUCCUUCAAAUUCAAUACUACCCACCUGCCAAAGUCCCACAAGUCCAAUGUCCAGGCACACCACCCUGCUCCAACAACGGAGUCUGCUCUCCAACCUUUGGAUGUCAAUGUUCCGGCACAUGGUACGGAGAUGACUGUUCAUCGCAGGCUGCUCCAAACACACCAGUGAUCAAUCCAGAUACUCCAACAACGGUGUACACAUUCAAUAUUAGUGGAAUGACGAUUGUUGGUGAGAUUGAGAUUGUGAGAGUGAGAGUGUUGGAUCAACUUGGUGCAGAGUUGGCAUCAUAUCCACUGGGCCAAUGGAACACGACAAUCACAUCCAAUCAAUCAUUUGAUUACUUGUCCAACUUUGGAAGUGACGCCAAUCCCAACAAUAUGGGCACGAUCAAGGUGAGCGUGCGAUGGUUCACCGAGGACGAGGACAUCAAGUUUGCAGGUGACGUGCUCCCAAUGAAGAAGAAUACGAUCAAGUACACCAUAUUGGUAUCCAACUACACAUUCCCAAGCCAGUUGGAUUCGAUGCAAGUUGUGAUGCGCGCCACCAUCAACACAACCGACUCCAACUCGUGCUCCGUUCAACAAUAUGGCUACACCGAUGGCGUCAAUGGCAACAAGGACAACCUGUUCUGGAUGCGUGUCAAGGUGCAGAGUUACAGUGUGUAUGGCCAUUUCAUCCAGAAGGCGAUGGUCGAUGGCAGAGUGUCUACAGUGUCCAACGCAUUGCUCAACGAUACAACGACGACCGCCCAAUCCGCCAACGACACACAGUCCUCCACUCAAACCUUUAUCGGUAUCAAUGUGCCAUGGUUCGCAACACAAGUCAUCAUGGACCCCGACUUCCAAUUGCUCCUGGACACUGAUGAUGCCAACACCAUUGAUGGAGCACUAUGCCAACGAUCAUCAUCAUCAGCCGUCAAGCUAUCACCUCUGGCCAUCGCUGGUAUCGUUGUCCUCAGUGUUGCCAUUGUCGCGGCCACAGCCACCGUCAUAGCCAUCCGUCUAAGGACAGCGCGUAAACAAAAGAUUGAGGUUGAUCGUAUCAACCUUAGGAUGUCCGGUGUCCAAUCAUCCAAUCAAGUUCAAUAG
Acytostelium subglobosum LB1 is the source of this 4164-nucleotide messenger RNA. RefSeq lists its product as hypothetical. The transcript has 8 exons. Bases 1 to 4164 code for a protein of 1387 amino acids. NCBI's taxonomy places the organism in Eukaryota, Evosea, Eumycetozoa, Acytosteliales, Acytosteliaceae. The record is from RefSeq and is a predicted model, not a curated record. Gene Ontology annotation, biological process: sexual reproduction.